Molecule: messenger RNA, 3787 nt
Organism: Belonocnema kinseyi
Lineage: Eukaryota; Metazoa; Arthropoda; Insecta; Hymenoptera; Cynipidae
Gene: Sec15
Product: exocyst complex component 6B
Exons: 13
Coding region: 75-2414 (779 amino acids)
Biological process (GO): Golgi to plasma membrane transport; intracellular protein transport; exocytosis
Cellular component (GO): membrane; exocyst
Source: RefSeq, a predicted model, not a curated record
UUGAAUAUUUUGUUAGACUUUUACAACCCCGUUUAAUAUAAAAACGAGAUUGCUUAUAAAAGUCUGAAUCUAGCAUGUCGAGUCUCUCAAUCGCACCUUUACAAAGUGAUCUACUUACUCUGGCUCCCAAACAUGAACAUUUGUUGGUCGAAAUUGAGUCUUCGGAUUCAAGUAACAUAGGUAUUGUCAUAAGAGCAAUUUACGAUGGAGAAGAGCAUCAAAAAUUUAUGGAAAAAUUGGAUGAGCGAAUCAAAAGUCAUGACAGAGAUAUUGAGCGUAUGUGUAAUCAUCACUAUCAGGGUUUCAUUGAUUCUAUUCGUGAAUUAUUGCAAGUGCGAUCACAAGCCCAACAGCUAAGUAACGAAAUCUUGGAACUCGAUAAACGGAUUAUUGCAACAACUGGUGGGGUAAUAGAAAAGCGCGAAGAACUCGUAAAAGCAAGAAAAGUCGAGAGUAACAUGGCUGCUGCAGUGGAUAGUCUUACUAUGUGCCUUCCUGUCCUUGCUGCAUAUGCAAAACUUCAACGUAAAUUAAAAGACAAACGUUAUUAUCCUGCACUAAAAACGCUCGAGCAGAUGGAGAACAAUGAUUUGCCAAAAGUUACCAAUUAUAGGUUUUCGUCGCAAAUCACUCAACAAAUUCCUGUUUUACGAGAGAAUAUAAAAGAUGCAUCGAUGUCAGAUCUUAGAGAUUUCCUGGAAAACGUCCGAAAAUAUUCUCCAAAAAUUGGAGAAGUUGCGAUGAGACACACUGCCGAGCAGCUCGAGAAUGAGGCUGAAAUCAUUGGACGCAGGAAAAAGAGAAUGCAUUUAGCUCCUUCAAACGAAAGCGAAGAAGAACUGAGUGCACAGGAUCUUAUGGACUUCAGUUCAGUGUAUCGAUGCAUGCAUAUCUACACAGUUUUGCGAGAAGGCGAGACUUUCAAAGAGUAUUACAGACAACAGAGGCAACAGCAAGCACGGCUAGUUUUGCAGCCACCAGUCAACAUGCAUGAAAGCAUAAAAGGGUAUCAAUCAUACAUCUAUGCAAUUCUUGGGUUUUUCGUUGUGGAGGAUCAUAUUCUCAAUACAGGCAAUGGACUGGCAACUCGGCCUUACUUAGAAGAACUUUGGUCAAUGGCUUUGUCAAAAAUCGUCAACGCACUUCGAACACAUUCCGCCUAUUGCACCGAUGCUACACUGAUCUUAAAAAUAAAAAACCUGAUAAUGCUCUUCAGCACGACGUUAAGAAACUACGGAUAUCCAGUGGGUCAGUUUUGGGACUUACUUCAAGAAAUCCGGAUUCAUUACAACGAAGUUUUGAUGCAACACUGGGUUCAAGUCUUCAGAGAUAUUCUGGAAGAAGACAAUUUUCUUCCAAUUCAGGUGUCAUCUCAGGAAGAGUACAACAACAUUCUAGGUUCUUUUCCCUAUCCGAAAGAAGUGCAAAAGGCGGAGUUUCCAACGAAGUUUCCCUUCUCAGCCAUGGUGCCAAAAGUUUACCAGCAAGUUAAAGAAUUUAUCUACGCUUCUCUCAAAUUCUCUGAAGAUCUGAAUCUUACACAAACAGAAAUUGACGAGAUGGUCUGUAAGUCAACGAACUUACUGUUGACGCGAACAUUUAGCGGAUGUUUGUCUUCCUUAUUUCGAAAGCCGUCGCUGGCACUGCUGCAAGUAGUACAAAUUAUAAUAAAUACAGGAUGGUUGGAGAGCUCGACCAAAUAUUUAGAAGAAUUCCUUUCAAACAUUACCGGAACUCCACACGAAGGACAGUUAAGUAGCGGAGGUGUGAAAUCUGCUAUGUUUAGAGUAGCACGAGAUGACGCCGAAAAGCAAAUUUGCGAAAAGCUUAAACGCAAACUAGAUGAGUUCUUGGAAUUAGAAAACUAUGAGUGGAACUUAGCAGAAUCGCAAGGACAUGCUUCGGGUUUCAUCACUGAUCUUAUAGCGUUUUUAGAAAGUACUUUCAGGUGCUUUACAGAUUUGCCUCAAGAAGUAGCUCAAGUUGCAUGCAAGGCGGCUUGUUCUCAUAUUUCCAAGGCCAUUCUGAAUAUACUGAUCAGUGAAGACUUGAAACACUUGUCGAUGGGUGCUUUACAUCAAGUUAAUCUGGAUACGAUACAAUGCGAACAAUUUGCUGCUUCUGAUCCAGUAAAAGGGUUACCUGAAGGUGCUUUAUUGGAAAAUUUUGCAAAAUUACGACAACUAUUAGAUCUUUUCACAAACUGGGACUGGCCCACCUACUUUCAUGAUUAUGGAAAUGAAUCAAGCAAGUACAGCCAGGUUACUCCAAACAUGGCCGUAGUCUUAUUAGAAAAACUGUUCCCAGAAAGUGUUCGAAAGUUCACCCAAGAACUGAGGAUCUUCAAUCACACACUAAACAAGUCAAAUGUGCUGACAAUCAAGCAGCAUAUGGUUGACAAAAUACGAGUCUAAUCUGAUGCAAGAAGGAUAAUACAAAAGAGAGAGAGAUGGAUCAGAGAGAGUCAACAGUUUCUUGCUCACCCAUAGUACCUCUUCAGCGUUCCCCCGCUUUCUGUCAAAAAUCCACCCAAGCCCAACAAGAUCUGCAAAACACUGAACAUAAAAGAAGAUCCUGAUAAUAUCAUCCGCUUCACCGAGUUUUGCGGUAACUUUAUAACAUAUGAGGAGGAAUGUCCAUCAAUCACUGCCAAAGAAUCGAAAAAAUCACUUAGGAGUACGAGGAACUUUUCCGCCACAGGACCAGAUUUUAUCAAGAAUUUCUGGUGGAAGAAGUUUACUUCUAUACACCAACAUAUGGUCCUCAUAUUCACCUCAUAUUUAAAGUCAGAAACGUUCAUUCCGCAGUGGCUAGGGCUAGGACGUACUAUAGUCUCACCGAAGGAAGGCAACUUGACAAACCAGAGAAUUACAGCCCAAUAACUUAUUUGAACACGAUACAUACGAUCUUUACAGCUGUCCAUUGACAUGUGGAUCCGCAAAGACACAUCAGCCCAUCACCGUGUCCUGUCAAUGGCCUGGAUUGACUAUCAGAAAGCUUUCGAUUCAACUUCUCAUAGACUUAUCAUCUGUCUGUCGCGAAGCUUGAAGGUUCAUUCACACAUAUUGAGAUGAGUAGCAAAAUUGAUGCCCCUUUGAAAAACUAGAUCUAUCGUCGCAUUUGGAAAAUAUCGUUUGACAACGAACAUGCUUGCCGUGGCGGUUCUACCCGACUCAUUUGGGGUGGUUCAAUUUACGAAGAACGAGCUUACGGACCUUCAUAUCACUACACGUAAGAUUAUGUAUGUGCAUAAGAGCUUGCAUAUUAAUUCGUCUGUUCCACGAUUAUACAUCUCAAACCGUCAAAGCGGACGUGGCCUUCUGAAUAUCCAAUGUCUUCAUAACCGCAUUGUUCUUAGUAUAGCUUACAUUGUUUCAAAUGGCAGAAAUCCUCUGCUAAAAGUAGUCAAAACCACAAAAUGAUUGGCGAAGGAAUGUUCCUUUACAAAAUCGCGGAGCAGACGGUCUAGACCCUUGGCCUGAAUUUUAACAUCACAAGUGAGGAAAGUGCAUUACGCUAACCUACAGUCGCAUUAUAUUGCCUUGUCAAUUUUCUCCAAAUGUCAUUCUUGAUUUUAUUGCUUAGUUUAUUGAUAACUGCGGCCAGUUGCAAGGAAUUUUGCAGUUGGCUUCAGUCAUUCGUAAACUCUAGAAAUGAACAUUUCGAGGCAUAGUUAGAGAAUUAAACUGCUAUUAAUUAUGUCAAAAAUGCGCCAAAAUACGGAAAUUAAUUUUGUAGGGGACACAAGUGAACCUUUCAACAGGAUUAUAAAGUUUUAGAAAGAAAA